Chlorella variabilis is the source of this 450-nucleotide messenger RNA. RefSeq lists its product as hypothetical. Gene Ontology annotation, cellular component: nucleus. NCBI's taxonomy places the organism in Eukaryota, Viridiplantae, Chlorophyta, Trebouxiophyceae, Chlorellales, Chlorellaceae. The record is from RefSeq and is a predicted model, not a curated record. Gene Ontology annotation, biological process: base-excision repair. Gene Ontology annotation, molecular function: damaged DNA binding; DNA-(apurinic or apyrimidinic site) endonuclease activity; DNA N-glycosylase activity. The transcript is spliced from 3 exons. The annotation marks the transcript as partial.
CAGGUUCGCUUCCUGGAUCGGCCCGAGGGCGUGCCGCCCAUCAGCGAGCUGGGCUGGGACCCGCUGCUCGACAUGCCCUCCCUGCCCUCGUUUGCAGCCCAGCUGGGCGGCCAGCGGCGGGCCAUCAAGGCGGUGCUGCUGGACCAGAGCUUCAGCGCCGGCAUCGGCAACUGGGUGGCCGACGAGGUGCUGUACCAGGCGCGCAUACACCCGGAGCAGCCGGCGCACUCGGUACCGCAGGAGCAGGUGGCCGCCCUGCACCGAGCCAUCAGCCACGUGUGCCAGGUGGCGUGCGAGGUGGAGGCAGACUCCUCCAGGUUCCCGCCCGACUGGCUCUUCCACCACAGGUGGGGAAACAGCACGCCGGCCAAAGUGGGUGGGCGCAGCAUCGACCACCUCACGGUCGGAGGCCGGACCAGCGCUUUUGUGCCGUCCCUGCAAAAGCUUGAC